GCUUUAAGCACUGGUCUAAUUUAAUACAGUAAUUAUAUAGUGAUUACAGUGUACUGUAAUCUAUUGUAGACUAGACUUUAAUCAUAGAGGUCUUUGCCCUUUUUGACUCGAGUUGAACGACCACGAAAAAUUUACGCUAGGAAGAAGCAGCUACUUUGUUUAGUAAACCAUAAAACACAAAAAGUAAAAAAUUGUAAAAUGGCUGAAAACUAUAUUGUUUUAAAGUACAGAGAUGGUGUUCGAACUAUAACUAUUAAUCGACCAGAAAAAAAGAAUGCAAUAAGUCUCAGCAUGUAUCAAACUAUCAGUAAUGUGUUGAACGAAGAUGCUGCAAAUGAUAAGGUUGUGGUUACUAUAUUAACUGGAUCUGGUAGCUACUUUACCAGUGGUAAUGAUUUGAAAGGCUCCUUGUCUCAGGAAAUUCCUGUUAAAGAUAGCUUGAAUGUGGUGAAGACCAUGAUUGAUGCAUUUAUAAAUUACCCGAAACUGUUGAUAGCCGUUGUUAAUGGUCCUGCAAUAGGAAUAGGAGCAACAAUGGCAGCUCUGUGUGAUAUUGUAUAUGCAACAAACAAAGCAGUUUUUGAUACACCGUUUGUAAAAUUGGGAUUAUGUGCAGAGGCUGCUUCUAGUUUUACGUUUCCUCAUGCCCUCGGAAGAAGUAAAGCGUCAGAGGUAUUGUUACUAAACUACAAAUUGAGCGCACAGGAAGCAUACCAAUUCGGAUUUAUUUCCAAUAUUAUACCCCACUCGUCCUUGAACAAAUUCAUUAACAAUUUGCAUAAACAUGGCACAAUUCCAGUGAAAAGUUUAACAAGAAAUAAACAGUUAAUUAUGGCUAAUUAUAAGCCUGUUUUGUAUGAAUCUAUCAACAGGGAAAUGGAACAGUUGUUUGAAUGCAUGGCUUCUGAAGAAUUUUCUAAUGCGAUAUUGAAGUUUCUGGACAAAAAAAGUAAAUUAUAAGGAAAGGAUAUCGGCAGAACUUCAAAAGAGCUUUUGUGAAUAUUGGGAUUAAAAUUAGUUGUUAUAAGUUUGUAACAUUUUAAAUACAUUUUUUUUUCUCAUAAUA
Messenger RNA from Anoplophora glabripennis (Asian longhorned beetle), 1066 nucleotides. Its product is annotated as enoyl-CoA delta isomerase 2, mitochondrial. Lineage: Eukaryota; Metazoa; Arthropoda; Insecta; Coleoptera; Cerambycidae. The record is from RefSeq and is a predicted model, not a curated record. Bases 199 to 960 code for a protein of 253 amino acids. The transcript has 2 exons.